Ilyonectria robusta is the source of this 755-nucleotide messenger RNA. RefSeq lists its product as uncharacterized. The record is from RefSeq and is a predicted model, not a curated record. The transcript has a single exon. NCBI's taxonomy places the organism in Eukaryota, Fungi, Ascomycota, Sordariomycetes, Hypocreales, Nectriaceae. Bases 141 to 473 code for a protein of 110 amino acids.
CGGGCGGAAAGCUUGAUUAAAUCCGUCAUUUGGCUCGAGAGCCAAGAAUGCUUGAGUCGUGUGGCCGCUCGCCUUGGCUCCGAGCCUAAUACGUACGUAAGAAGGGUCGCGGAUAUUGUUUGACCUGCUCGGAUCAUCGUAUGGUUGCGCGUCGCCUGGCUUGGCUGUUCACUUUUGGGGCGAGUCACCAGAUUCGCCAGAUUCGCCGCUGUGGCCCAGGUUGUGUUAUCAUAUGCCCGUCUUGCCACGGUUUCCUGCAAGUCUCGCGCCUGGCGAACCAGCCGACUCGGCCCUCUGCGGUGGUAUUCUUGGCCCGGAACUUGAACCGUGCUCACACCACGGACGUCGGUAUCGGUAUGCUGUCCUUUCGUGCUGCCCUGGUUUGCGCCGGGCACCAAAGGGAGCGCAUUUCGCGACAAGGUGGACAAGGACAAGUUGGACAAGGCGGCUUGUCGUGUUCCGGGGAGUUGUGAAAACCACCGCCCACUAAUAAAGUUGACGGCCGGCAGGCUCGCCCCACCUCCCGGGAUAUGUUGCCUCCCAGGGCUCUUCAGGCCUCCUAGAACUCACCAGGGCAUCCGUCUCAGGGCGUCGCCAUCAUCAUGCAAAGGCCACGGCUGCGCGAGUUGGCGAGUGGCCCCCGGCCGUGACGCAAACCCUGGUUGCAACGCGGAGUCGGCGUAUUUCGUUCUGACUGGCAAGUAUAGAAUAUAGCGCGCACAGUGGGCGACAGGGAGGGAGGGAGGGGAAUUCGG